GCAGUUGUACCAGGACCUGUCGCGAUAGGAGCGGAGCUUUCCCCGUUGCCGCCCACGUGCAUAGCCUUUAGGGCUCACUCGCAGUGGGAGUGGAGUCCCCAGGGCCGGACUGUCGCGAUAAGAGCGGGGUGCGCGGGGCCAGUCCCGGCAGGGCUGUUGUGACACGAGUGGGGUCGCUCAGACCAUCCCCAGCAGGGCUGUCGCGAUAGCGGGGUGCCCUAGGCCAUCCCCCCAGGGCUGUCGCGACAGCAGGGCCCCGUGCGCGGUGCCCGUGGUCCCGGGAUGGAGCCCGGGCUGGAUCCCGGCGCGGCUCUCCCGGCCCUGCAGCGGGAGCUGCGGGCGGCGCUGGCCGAGGACGAGCGGAGGCAGCGGGAGGGCGAGGCCAAGCUGAGGGCGCUGCGACAGCGCGUCCCCGACUAUCGCGACUUCAGGAACAUCGUGCUGGCCUCACACCUGAAGCCCCUGGAGAAGAAGGACAGGCUGGGGCAGAGGAGGAAUGUGCUGUGGAAUCCCUGUGCAGCCCCAGCCAAGGCACUGCCUGCCCACACUGAGGAGAUCCCACAGGAGCUGGCUCAGCUGCCGGGAACGGCCGCAGAAUUCCACAGGGAUUGGCGCCGGUGCCUGAGGAGCGGCACGGAGCGGUACCAGUUCCUGCUGGAGCUGGGAGGGGACGCCUUGGGCAGGAUCUUCCGGGCUGACGUGGGCUUUGGGCUCCUGGGGGAAUUCCUGAGGGUGCUGGCGGAGAACUUCCAGCCUGCCGACAGGAAUGCCGUGCUGGGCGUCCUGCGGGGCCUGGCGGGCACCGGGCGCCUGGGGCUGAACCUGGAGCUGCUGAGCCAGGAGGAGAAGGAGAGCGGCAGGGAAUUGUUCAGGAAGCUGCAGGGCCUGAGCAGGGAGGGCUGGGCUGCUGGAGAGCCGGGCCAGGAGGCAGGGAGGGAACCCCAGCCCGUGGACACCCCCUUGGAAAAGGAAGGCGAGGAGGAAAGGGCGGUGGUGGAGCUGAUGAAGCAUUUCCAGCUCAGCUGAGGGGGCAAGAGAGGCUCAGAAGAGACAGGAUCCCUCCCUGAGGCCUGGCUUUGGGAAUCAAACAUGGGCUUCAUCAUCAUCAUCAUCAUAUCUUCAUCCUCACCCCCCUGGGCUGCCGCUGCUGGUGGGCACUCAGGAACCCGCCCAGGCUGGAGCAUCCCCCACAGGGCACUUGGAUCAUCCUCCCUUUGGAAAUUUCCAAUGCUCUGGCCACCAGCAAUCGAUCUCUGCCAGGCCCUGCUCACCCUCCCCUCGGGCAAGAGCAGGACUGAUGUGGGAAACUCCUUGUUUUGGGACAGCUUAGUGGGGACAGGCGGGAUUUCACACCGCGAGGAUUUGUUCCAGGUGGGAUUUCACGCCGCCAGGAUUUGUUCCUGGCGGGAUUUCACAGUGCCAGGAUGUAUUC
Molecule: messenger RNA, 1432 nt
Organism: Myiozetetes cayanensis
Lineage: Eukaryota; Metazoa; Chordata; Aves; Passeriformes; Tyrannidae
Gene: DNAAF19
Product: coiled-coil domain containing 103
Exons: 3
Coding region: 283-1026 (247 amino acids)
Biological process (GO): inner dynein arm assembly; determination of left/right symmetry; epithelial cilium movement involved in extracellular fluid movement
Cellular component (GO): outer dynein arm
Source: RefSeq, a predicted model, not a curated record